AUGAUCCAGUGGAUCCUCCUGGGGAGGCCGGGCCGGGGAGAGGGCGCGGGCGCCGAACGGCGGGGGCAGCGGGCGGGCGCGGCGACCGGGGCCCGGGCGGGGAUCCGGGCAGCGACCGAGGCGGCGGAGGCGCCCCGGGCCCGUCGCCCCCUCCCCUCGGGCGGGGGGAGCCGCUGCAUGGGGCCGGGGGGUCGGCCCUGCUGCGCUGAGCGGCGGCGGCGGCGGCGGCGGACCCCCCAGGCGGGCUGGGGCUAA
Molecule: messenger RNA, 255 nt
Organism: Rangifer tarandus platyrhynchus (Svalbard reindeer)
Lineage: Eukaryota; Metazoa; Chordata; Mammalia; Artiodactyla; Cervidae
Source: the annotation of a GenBank genome assembly